Molecule: messenger RNA, 1614 nt
Organism: Lachancea sp. 'fantastica'
Lineage: Eukaryota; Fungi; Ascomycota; Saccharomycetes; Saccharomycetales; Saccharomycetaceae
Source: the annotation of a GenBank genome assembly
AUGACUGCGUCCUCAGUAGAAGCAGCGCCGGCCAAAAACCGUAAAAACGCGCUGUCAUCGAAAAUAGGCAAAAUAUUCGGCGCUGGGAAAAGCGCUCCCACAACAGGAAUCUCGUCGGGCGAAGAAUCCUCUGCCAAACACACGCAAAUGCCUUCUCCAACCAACUCGUCACUGUCGCUAGAGAGCACUCACAACAAAGCGCUCCAUGUUACCGAACCGUCGAGUCCCAACUCUCGGGCUACGUCUAUAAGCGGGCGAGUGUCUCAAAAUGGCACUCAGGAUGAAAAUGGGCUUUCCUUUUAUAAGUCCAAGUCUGAAACCGUGGAACAGCCCACCGUUAGUUCCCUAAACAUAGCCGCUAUGGCUUCCGCUGGUUCCGGGCGCUUUGUUGUUUUGAAGAAUAACAUGCAUGAGCACCACUUGAAAAAUGCCAAACGACAGGAAAAGCUCAGUAGCAUGAUCAAGAAUAUCCUGGGUGCUCAAAAACUGCGAGGCGAGGCGAAGUCGGCCGUCCCUGAUAUCCUGAUGAACAACAAAAACCCACGAAGUGCACCUGAUGACCCACCCUCUCUCUUUUCAGGAUUUGUACGACAGGCCGCUUCUAUCGAACAAGGUGCGGUCUACAGCGGGGCCUCUCAGACUCCAAAAAAAUUCUAUAAAACGCAACAAGACCAUCGCUCGGAAAUUAAAGGCCCUGCAACUGACGCAAUCCGUGCAUUGAAGGAAAACUCUGCUUGCUUUGCUGAGAAAUAUGGAAGGUGCCAGGAAGUUGUCGGAAAGGGAGCUUUCGGAGUAGUGAGAAUAUGUCACAAGAAGGUGCCAGAUGAGGCUCACGGUGAAAAACUUUACGCUGUUAAGGAAUUCAAAAGAAGGCCCACAGAGUCGCCCGAAAAGUACUCUCGGAGGUUGACCUCUGAAUUUUGCAUCUCUUCCUCUCUGAAGCACACCAACAUCAUUAUGCCUCUUGAUUUAUUCCAGGAUGCUAAAGGAGAUUACUGCCAGGUCAUGGAAUAUUGUCACGGUGGAGAUUUGUUCACUUUGAUUAUCGCUGCUGGUAGGCUGGAAUACAUGGAAGCGGACUGCUUCUUCAAGCAAUUAAUACGAGGCGUGGUUUAUAUGCACGACAUGGGCGUAUGCCAUCGCGACCUGAAACCAGAAAACCUCUUGUUGACAUCUAAUGGUGUCUUGAAGAUUACUGACUUUGGGAACAGCGAAUGCUUCCGUAUGGCGUGGGAAAAAGACAUUCAUCUAAGUGGUGGUGUAUGUGGUUCAAGCCCUUACAUCGCACCAGAGGAAUAUACCCAUGACGAAUUUGAUCCACGCCCAGUAGAUAUCUGGGCGUGUGGUGUCAUAUAUAUGGCAAUGAGAAGUGGUCGCCAGCUGUGGAGUACUGCUCAAAAAGAGGAUGAAUUUUUCACAAAGUAUCUCACGGGUAGGAAAGAUGAGGCUGGCUACGAGCCAAUCGAAAAUUUGAAGAGGGCUCGUUGUCGCAACGUUAUUUAUUCCAUUCUCGACCCAGUGCCCAGCAGAAGAAUAAGUGGGAGACAGAUCCUGAAUAGUGAGUGGGGUCGAGAAAUCAAGUGUUGCCAUGAGGGCCAGCCUCUCAAGGAGUAA